Messenger RNA from Cavia porcellus (domestic guinea pig), 2987 nucleotides. It is a transcript of the gene Akap3, whose product is annotated as A-kinase anchoring protein 3. Gene Ontology annotation, molecular function: protein kinase A binding. The record is from RefSeq and is a predicted model, not a curated record. Gene Ontology annotation, cellular component: cytoplasm; sperm principal piece. Gene Ontology annotation, biological process: intracellular protein localization. NCBI's taxonomy places the organism in Eukaryota, Metazoa, Chordata, Mammalia, Rodentia, Caviidae. Bases 247 to 2787 code for a protein of 846 amino acids. The transcript has 5 exons.
GUCCCAACAAAGGAGAGGUGCAUGGCAGGCAGGUGGAGGAAACAAGAUCUAGAGCUGAGCAAGAACAUCCCAGCAUCUCAUUGAUGUUAAAAGUAUAUUCUGGAGUCUUCUGUGGUUCACUAAUCCAGAGCUUACAGAGAUUCCUUAUAUAUUACAUGGCAGGAAGUAUAGGUAAACUUAGUGAUAGAGAGGACAUCAAAUUAAACAAGAACUUUCCUCAUAUCUCAGAACCCAUCCUCAGUAAAAAUGUCCAAUAAGGUCAACUGGUUACAAAGCCAAAAUGGAGUAUGCAAAGUUGAUGUUUAUUCACCAGGAGAGGGCCAGGCCCAGGACUGGAAAACGGAAGCCCCAACAGAUCCUGUCAGAGUGCUCAGCUGGCUCCGCAGAGACCUGGAAAAGAGCACAGCAGAGUUCCAAGAUGCUAAGUUCAAACCUGGAGAAUCAUCAUUUGGUGAAGAACUGGCCAACCCUGGUGACCCACGCAAAGGUUUCUCUGUAGACUAUUACAAUAACACCACCAAGGGCAGUCCAGGAAGAUUGCACUUUGAGAUUACUCACAAAGAGUCUCCUUCCCAGGCUGGUAACAAGAGUUCAGUAGACGAAGUGUCCUUCUAUGCAAACUGCAUCACAAAUCUAGUCAUAGCCAUGGCCCGCAAAGAGAUUGAGAAGAAUGAUGACACUGUAAAAAAAAGUGUCCAACAGUCAUUGUAUAUGGGGGAUGAACCCACAUCCCAGAAAAGCUUGAGCACAGUAGCAUCUGAGUUGGUGAAUGCAACUGUCUCUGCAUGUGUCAAGAACACUGAGACUGACAAAGCUUCUGGCUCUGGAGACAAAAACGCUGACACCGACAAAGCUCCCGGUUCUGGAGACAAAUCCCCAAGUAUGAAAUACAAAAGCACUUUGAAGAUCAAGGAAAGCAAGAGUCCAGGUGACAAGCCUGCUUCUAAGAAGUCUGUAUUCUAUCAGGAAUUGUUUGAAUCUCGAAAUUCAGGAGGUGCCAAAGAGGGUGGGAGGUCUUUACCUGCAGAGAAAAAGAUGUCCAAAGGGAAGGAAAGGGCUGAUGACUUCACAGGUUCUGUUAGUCAAGGGAUCAUGACCUACGCCAAUAGUGUAGUAUCUGACAUGAUGGUCUCCAUCAUGAAGACACUGAAGAUCCAAGUGAAGGACUCAACCAUUGCCAGCAUCCUACUGAAGAGAGUCCUGAUCAAGCACGCAAAGGAGGUUGUCUCAGAUCUCAUUGAUUCCUUCAUGACGAACCUGCACAAUGUCACAGGAACCCUCAUGACUGACUCAGACUUCCUCUGUGCUGUGAAAAGAAGUCUCUUCUCUCAAGGAAGCCAAAAGGCCACAGAUAUCAUGGACGCCAUGCUAGGAAAACUCUACAAUAUGAUGUUUGCCAACAAAUACCCUGAGACUAUCAGGAGAGCCAAGGAUAAAUCUGAGAGUUAUUCCCUAAUCUCCAUGAAAGGAAUGGGUGACCCCAAGUACCGGAACAUGAACUUUUUAAUGAAAUCUGAAGCUAAAUUGAAAGAAAAGAUGUAUUCCACAUGCAAACCACAGAAAGAGAAGACAUGCAUUGAAACUGUAGGUGAACACAUCAUCAAAGAGGGAUUGAACAUGUGGCAUAAAAAUCACCAGAAAGAUUGUAAAUCUCCAUGUCCUCAGCGUGCAAAAUCUGCAACUCCUAAUGAACAGGAUAGCCCUGUGUCAGACAGUCCCUUGGAAGAUCGGGAAACCUGCAACCUCAGCCCUUCUCUGUGCCACCCAGAAGAUGUUGAGAAUUUCAUGUGUAGUUCAGACUCCUGGGCCAAGGACCUGAUUGUAUCUGCCCUACUUCUCAUUCAAUAUCAUCUGGCCCAGGGAGGAAAAAUGGAUCCACAGAGCUUCCUCGAAGCUGCUACCACCACCAGCCACCCCGCUAACAAGCUUUCUGCAGCUCCCAAUGAGUCUAAGUAUCCUCAUAAGGUUUGUGACCAGGAACAAACCGGAAAGAAGGAUCUCAUGAGUGUUUUUUUCAAUUUCAUCCGGAAUUUACUUAGUGAGACCAUUUUUAAGAGUGACAAUUGCCCUGAAUCCAAGGUGCUUAUCAAGGAAGAAAGUGUCAACCUGUGUGAAAGACCUGUGACUCCUUGUUCUACCAAGCUAUGUGAAGACACUGAGACUGGCAGUCCCUUCUCUGAACUGACCAAGAUGGUCGCCAGCCAGGUAGAUGGUAACAUGAGCAGGCAGAUGGUAGAACAGCUCAUGGACUCUGUGAUGAAGUUGUGUGUCAUCAUUGCCAAGUCUUGUGACCCUUCAUUGACAGAACUGGGAGAUGAUAAGUGUGGAGAUGCCAGUCGGCCAAACUCAGCCCUCCCAGAUAGUUUAUUUGAGUGCUUACCCGUCAAGGGCACAGGGACAGCAGAAGCUCUCCUGCAGAACGCCUAUCAAAAUAUCCACAAUGAGCUAAGGUGUCUUUCAGGACAGCUGCUGGAAGGAUGUGCAGCCCCCAAGGUGAUCGUCAGCAACCACAACCUAACGGACACAGUGCAAAACAAGCAGCUGCAAGCCGUCCUCCAGUGGGUAGCUGCCUCUGAACUCAAUGUUCCUGUUUUGUACUUUGCUGGUGAUGAUGAAGAAAUCCAGAAGAAGCUACUCCAGCUCUCCGCUGCCGCUGUAGAAAAGGGACGCAGCGUGGGGGAAGUUCUGCAGUUGGUGCUGCGCUACGAGAAGGAGCGACAACUGGACGAGGCUGUGGGAAAUGUCACACGGCUGCAGCUCCUGGACUGGCUGAUGUUGAACCUGUGACGGUGGCCCUCUCAGAGCAACUGCUGCUCCUGUGUGGGCCCAGCCCUGGCUGCCCUCCCACCAUAGCUGUCCUCAAGUCCUCUCAGAGCUCUUAUGCUACCCUCAUACCACUCUCGUUAAAGACGUAUCAUCUUUGAGUCACUGAAUUUUGAAGAUUUUUUCUGUCCAUGUGAGCAAGGACAUAAAAUUAAAAAUUACAA